Messenger RNA from Penicillium argentinense, 927 nucleotides. RefSeq lists its product as uncharacterized. Lineage: Eukaryota; Fungi; Ascomycota; Eurotiomycetes; Eurotiales; Aspergillaceae. The record is from RefSeq and is a predicted model, not a curated record. The transcript is spliced from 2 exons. Gene Ontology annotation, cellular component: Mis6-Sim4 complex; kinetochore. Bases 1 to 927 code for a protein of 308 amino acids.
AUGAACCAAAGCACACGCCGCCCCGGCGAACCCCCAGACCCGCAAGAACAAGAGCUGGAUGAAGAGAUCCGCGCCCUCCGCGCGGAGAUUCAAACCCACAAGAACCGCAAAAGAAUUCUAAGCACCGCCCUCCUCUCAACACCAACAAUCCAAUCUCACCUCCAAAAACCGACCACCCUCCGCACCCUAAAAGAAGACCUCUCCCCACUAGCCACGGCAGCAGGAAACCACUCAGUAACAAACCACCACCGCAUCGCCUUCGGUGCAACCGCCUUCCCCUUCAAAGACCCCUCGCCCUCCGCGCCCGACGAGAAUCUCCUCGGCGUGCGGAUCGACGUCUGCGCCCGAAACGGCCGCUUCGCGAAGCCGUACUACGUCCUCCUGAAGCGGGAGCGUGCGCACGGAGAGAAGGGGAAGAGGUUUAGGGUGUAUCGUCAUACAAUUCCUACGUUUAUUUCAGUGGGCAGGUUGGAGGGGGUAUAUUUGUCAUUUCCUUCGAGCGAGGGGGAAUCUGAUGAGGAGGAGGGGCCGUUGAAGGUGUUAAAGGCUGGUGCUAGGAAGCAGGAUUUACGCGGUUUUGUGCGCGAGCUUAGGAGGGAAGUUGUGGCGUGGCAUGUUAGGACUGAUGCGGUUGAGUCUUUGCGUGAGAAGUUGGGGCUUGGUAUGGAGGAUGGGGAGUCUGCUCAGUCCCCGGUGAAUAGUCUCGGGAUUGUUUCGCUGGAGGCGACUGCGAUUGAAGCGCGGUAUGUGCGCAUGGAAUACGAAGAUGGUCGUGUUGGGCGGUUUAAGCUGUCUAAUUCUGGGAUUGUGGAAAGGGCGAUUUUUAUGAAUGAUCAUGGGCGGGAUAAGAAGGUUGAGAAUGCGAUGGUUGGCCAGGGUGGGCGCGUUGAGACACUUUUCGAUCGGUUGAAGAGUGUGUCGACUUAG